UACGAGGCUUAAGCGGCGAUGACCUAACGCUUUUGCAGAACACGAUGGACGGCAAGAAAAAUCCAGGAAAAAAAGGCGCAAGGCUUCGCUGCAGGACACUCAAUGGGAAACAUCAAGUGUGGAGGCUAGAUUGAGCAGUUGUGGAGUCCAUGGUCCAAAUAAUGACAAAGGUACAUACAACCCUUACUUGUGUCGCCCUUCUGCCUGAUUUAUGCUUAGCCGGAAUAGUGGUUAGUGCUAGAAGUUAUUCCCCAACAUUAUCAGCAUCUUUUGCGGAAAAUCAUCGGGGGAGUGGAGAUUCAACAGUCGGGGAACAUCUUAACCAAAAGUCUGUGCCAGAAAAAGUCGAUAAUCCACCCUUACGUCAUCACUAUAAUAGUGAUAUUUUCCAAACCACGCAUUCCACCCAAGAUUUUGGACACCCUCAAGCUUCAAACAAGCCAAGAAACCAUUCCUCGAGCGGACUUUUCGAGCCGCAAGAGCCACAAGGCUCUCCUGCGCCAGCAAACAUUAGGCCCACUGGCAUAUUCGACUGGGACCUUCUAUUUUCAGCCCCUGAGACCAUUUUAGAGCAAAAUCACUCUCACCAAAACAUGACAGAAGGCGUUCACAGGGCAUUUCCAUCUGAAGAUUUCCCCUUCAGCGUGUUCGCGGCAAAUAAUUUCGAUAAUCUGUGGGAUGAAUUUCAUGCGAAUGUUUGACUUAGAAAAAAGAAAAUGGCGAAGAGAGAAACCCAAAGAUACAGGAAAAGGGAGAACUAGAACACA
Molecule: messenger RNA, 767 nt
Organism: Aspergillus wentii DTO 134E9
Lineage: Eukaryota; Fungi; Ascomycota; Eurotiomycetes; Eurotiales; Aspergillaceae
Exons: 1
Coding region: 150-701 (183 amino acids)
Source: RefSeq, a predicted model, not a curated record